Messenger RNA from Dendronephthya gigantea, 1679 nucleotides. Its product is annotated as 14-3-3 protein beta/alpha-B-like. NCBI's taxonomy places the organism in Eukaryota, Metazoa, Cnidaria, Anthozoa, Malacalcyonacea, Nephtheidae. Bases 82 to 846 code for a protein of 254 amino acids. Gene Ontology annotation, biological process: signal transduction. The transcript has a single exon. Gene Ontology annotation, cellular component: cytoplasm. The record is from RefSeq and is a predicted model, not a curated record.
UACGUAUAUUGUGAAAUAUCUGCCACUGUAUACGCUUCGUGAUACGAUUUUCGAACAUUGCUAUUUCAUAUAAAAAGCGAUAUGGGAGAACUAACAAGAGAGGAUAGUAUUGUUUACGCAAAGAUGGCCGAGCAGGCUGAAAGGUACGAAGAUAUGGUCGAGUUUAUGGAGAAGGUUGUGCGAUCGGGAGAAGCGCUCUCGUCAGAUGAGCGUAACUUGUUGUCGGUUGCCUACAAGAAUGUCGUUGGAGCUCGCCGAUCUUCUUAUCGAGUUGUGUCCAACCAGUUAUCGCAGUUAGAUGGCCAAGGUAAAGAAGAAGUUGCAGAGAUCACAAAAGAAUUCCAAGAUAAAAUCAAGCAGGAACUGGAGGUACGCUGUCGCGAUGUGCUGAAGCUUUUGGAUGAAUAUUUGAUUAAAAUGGAGGCGGAAAGCACAGAAAACGAGUCGGCUAUUGAACAGAAUGUGUUCUACCUCAAAAUGAAAGGGGAUUACUAUCGCUAUUUAGUGGAAGUUGCUGACGAUGAUGGCAAAGAGGAGGUUAUCGAUAAUUCAAGGAAAGCAUAUGAUGAUGCCAGCAAGAAGGCUGAGAAUCUGCCUUCGACAAACCCGAUUCGCUUAGGUUUGGCGCUCAAUUUUUCAGUAUUCUACUACGAGAUUCGCGAAAAUUCCACCAAGGCGUGCGAGUUGGCAAAGGGUGCGUUCGACUCAGCAAUCUCCGAAUUAGAUAACCUCAAGGAAGAAUCAUACAAGGAUAGCACGUUAAUUAUGCAACUGCUACGGGAUAAUCUCACGUUAUGGACCAACGAAAACUCUAAUGCUGGCGAAGGCGAUGAUGCUAAUAACUGAAUAAUUUUGUAAGCUUCUAUUUAAUGUUUAGAACUUUUUUGUAUACAUCAAGUACUUAUUAAGAUGUAUAGUUAUGCGUGAUUUUAUAUUUUGAAACAAGCUACAUCACUCUACUGUCAACAUAUAUUAUAUAAGACUAUUACCAAAUUAUGAAACGAACUGGCCUCGGCAUGUUUCUCAUAUUGUUUCUCAAUCAUUCCUGUUAUGUGAUAAACAUUUGUUUCUAUCAUAUAAACCUGUGGAUAUUAGUGUUUAGUACAUCUUCCUAAAUUAGAAUCAAGCAGUUCAAACAAUUUGUCAAGAACCUAUUAAGCUAAGGCUAAGUUCACUUGCCUUGUGGUAAUGUGUCAAGGAAGAUAUAGUUAAAAACUUUUUACCUGUGUACUCUAAACAGUGCACAGAUUCUAUCUAUGUUUAUUGUAGUUUAAAAAAAUCAACUUGUAUGCUCUUGUAUUCAAGUGCUACAUGCUAAGUGCUUCAUAUUAGCAACAAACAUAUGUAAUGCAGUUUGACAUCUUCCCCAAGCUUAUUAAUUAAUGAAAGUGUGAAAGUAUAAUAACAAGGUUGGUAUUCUAAUGGUACUCUAAUGAGAGUGAGUUACUAAGUCAGUACAAUACCAACCCCAAGAGACACUGCGAUAGUCUUGGUGAGCCCAAGACACAAGUAACAUUCCACAUGAUUUAACAUAGCUUUGCGAAUUUGUAAGCCAGGGUGAAAUGUUAUUGUUAUUCAGCAAGGUUAUUAAAUGAAGUUUGGUAACUGGAGCUAUAAAAUUAUAAUUUUAAGUAGAAUGUUCAAUGCAAAAAUAAAACAUCACAAUGAGUUAAACAGUC